ACUUCUGAUUGGCUGUCGGGAGACGCGCUGCGCUCUGAUUGGCUGCAGCCGCUCCUCUUUGUUGUGAGUGCUCUAUAUCAGCAUCCUCCCUGCACACAAGAGCAGAAAACUCCCACCGCAUCUCAUCCUGCAACACUGCCAAGCAAUGUAGAGAUACUUCUGCUCUGAACACCUGCUUUAAACAAAAAGACUUUCUAAACUGAGAAAAACAGCAUCAAAAAACUUUGCAAAGAUGAUUUCUGCGUGUCUGGAGACUAUUGGACUUGGCUUGAGUGUCACCGGGACCCUUUUGGUGAUGGUGGCUUGCGGGCUGCCCAUGUGGAAAGUGUCCGCCUUCAUCGAGGGCAACAUUGUGGUGGCUCAAAACAUCUGGGACGGGCUGUGGAUGUCCUGCGUGGUCCAAAGCACGGGUCAGAUGCAGUGUAAAAUGCACGACUCCGUCCUGGCGCUGACCACUGACCUCCAGACUGCUCGGGCGCUGACGGUCAUCUCAGCGGUUUUGGGUGUCCAGGCUCUGAUGAUAACCAUCGCCGGUGCUCAGUGCACCAACUGCAUCAGUAAAGACUCCAUCAAAGCCAAAGUAGUCAACGUCGGAGGGGUGAUAUACAUCAUCGCAGGCUUGUUUGUGCUGGUGCCUCUGUGCUGGAUGGCCAAUAACAUCAUCUCAGACUUCUACGACCCUCAAGUGCCUUAUGCAAAGAAGAGAGAAAUUGGAGCUGCGCUCUACAUCGGAUGGGCAGCAGCUGCCAUGCUUCUGGUCGGAGGAGUGAUCCUGUGUUUCUCUCGUCCACAUGAUGAGAAAUCCUCGUAUCCUCUAAAAUACGUACCUCCACCUACAAAAACCACAUCAAUCAACGGGGACUAUGAUAAACGAAACUAUGUGUGAACCUCAACGUUCAACCAUGGACUAGUGGCUCUGCGCAUAUGGACUUUCAAGCCUGUUUAAUAUUUGGGUAGUUCAUCAAUAAUUGUAUUUUUUAAUUCAAAAACAAGAUUUAAGGUUCAAAUAUAUAUGAAAAUGUAUUUUUAGGUGCUCCGUUUCUUACAAAUGAGUGUGAGAAAUGAUUUUUUAAAAGUACAAAUAUUGCAUAUUAAUACUGCAUGUCAAAAAAUGUUUAAAAUCGUUUUAGAUGAAACACUGCAGUCAACUUCCCUUUUACAUGCAACAGGUCUUGUACCAAACAUUCAGAUAAUCAAUUGUCAGAAUGUAUAAACUAUGUUUGAUUAUGUUUUUCUGUCUUUAGCUCCUUUAACAGUUUGUCAUAGUAAUAAUGAAUUAGAUGUACACGGGUAUUUCUGUCUUAGUUAAUGAUAUUAGGGUCAGAGGCCCACUUGUUUGCGUUUGAUUUUAAUCACUGUGGGUUAAUGGGGGUGAAGGGAGGGUCUAUAUUUCUUGUGUUUGUUCCGCUUUAUGAGAGUGCACUAAUUAGACACGGUCUGUGCUUCAACAAGACACUGAAUAAUGCCUAUUGUUCUGCCUAUAGACUCCAGGCUGCAGCUUUACAUGAGACUGUUUUGAUCAUCUAAACCUCCUGAUUGUACAUAGUUGUAUGAAACCAUUUUUUUAGUAAAUAUGUGCAUAUUCAAAGUAAUAAAUAAAAAGCUUUUUGGUAAUAAUGUGUGUAGUUGCUUAAUUUUGUUUGUACAUAUGCAUGUUUCAUAUGCAACUGUGUCUGAAGUGUACACUUUAAUAAUAAAAGAACUGUAGAAAAAGCUGAUUUCUGAUAUCUUUCUAAAAUAAACCAACAUUUUCAGCUUGUUUUUAUUCAGUUAAAAUGAAUAAAUAUACUAAAUUGCUCCCUAAAUUACUAAUAUAUUUGACAAUAUACUUUAAAAACAAACAAAUGCUUUGAAAAGCGUGCCUUUGCCAUCUUUUUCAAAAUAAUCUAACGCUACGAUAUUCAUACAUAUGAAUGUGUGUAUAUAAUUUUUGGGGGGCCACUGUAACCAGUAGAGGUUAAAGUAAUGUUUCACCCCAAAAUAACCAUUUUCUGAAAAUGUACUUAUCAUCAGGUCAUCCAAGAUGUAGAUGCGUUUGAUCCUUUACCAGAACAGAUUUGGAGAAAUUAGCUUUACAUCACUUGCUCAGCAAUGGGUGCUCUGCAGUGAAUGGGUGCCGUCAGAAUGAGAGUCCAAACAGCUGAUAAAAACAUUAAAAUAAUCCACAGCAAUUAACAUCUUGCAUAGUGAAAAUCUGCAUGUUUUGAGGGGAACCAUUCCUUUAACCUGCACUGUUUUUUUUUGCGUAUGAUCUUAGGCAUUGUUAAAGCAAGGACAACAAAAGUCAGAGCCGUGACCUUUAUCCUCAUAAAAGAUCAUCAGCAUCAUUUCAGGUCUCAGGAAUUCUGGAACUUUGACCCAGUUCUGAGUCCUGUGGGAAAAGCUCAUGCGCUCUGAAAUGACAG
Messenger RNA from Onychostoma macrolepis, 2405 nucleotides. It is a transcript of the gene cldn5b, whose product is annotated as claudin 5b. Gene Ontology annotation, molecular function: structural molecule activity. The record is from RefSeq and is a predicted model, not a curated record. The coding region runs from base 233 to 886 and encodes 217 amino acids. Gene Ontology annotation, cellular component: plasma membrane; bicellular tight junction. NCBI's taxonomy places the organism in Eukaryota, Metazoa, Chordata, Actinopteri, Cypriniformes, Cyprinidae. Gene Ontology annotation, biological process: cell adhesion; bicellular tight junction assembly. The transcript has a single exon.